CACGCCCGGUGCGAGUCCUCGGGGGCCAGGCCACGCACCACUGGCUGCCCCACGUCGCAUCUUAUCUGGCUCGGCGGGUCUGUGGACCACGGCCGCCGCCUUCCAGGGCACCAGAUGGCCUCGGAAGGCCUGGAGGGGGAGCUGGCGGCGGUGCUGGGGGGCCAGGGUCUGUGCGUGCACAACUGUGACUCAGAGCCGGCUGGGGAGCUGCUGGCACCCGUGCGGCUACGGAGGAACGUCUGCUACGUAGUGCUGGCCGUGUGUCUCAACGAGCAGGAUGAGGUGCUGCUGAUCCAGGAGGCCAAGAAAGAGUGCCAUGGGUCGUGGUACCUGCCGGCAGGGAGAAUGGAGCCUGGGGAGACCAUCGUGGAGGCACUGCAGCGGGAGGUGAAGGAAGAGGCUGGGCUGCACUGCGAGCCUCUGACUUUGCUGUCUGUGGAGGAGCGGGGCCCCUCCUGGAUCCGCUUUACGUUCCUCGCUCGCCCCACAGGUGGAGUUCUCAAGACUUCCAAGGAGGCAGAUGCAGAGUCCCUGCAAGCUGGCUGGUACCCACGAACCUCCCUGCCCACUCCACUGCGAGCCCAUGACAUUCUGCACCUGGUGGAGCUGGCCGCCCAGUACCGCCAUCAGGCCAGGCAUCCCCUCAUUCUGCCCCAAGAGCUUCCCUGCAGUCUGGUCUGUCAGCGGCUUGUGGCCACCUUUACCAGUGUCCACACGGUGUGGGUGUUGGUGGGCACAGAGGGGGUGCCUCACUUGCCUAUUGCUGCCUGUGGCUUCACCCCCACGGAGCAGAGGGGUGGCAUCAAGGUGGCCGUCUUGCGGCUGCUGCAGGAGUGUCUGACUCUGCACCACUUGGCAGUGGAGACCAAGGGGUUGCUUGGACUGCAGCACCUGGGCAAGGACCACAUGGAUGGCAUCUGCCUGAAUGUGCUGGUGACAGUGGCUUUUCGGAACCCAGGUAUCCAAAAUGAGCCCCCAAAGGUUCGGGGUGAGAACUUCUCUUGGUGGAAGGUGAUGGAGGAAGACCUACAAAACCAGCUCUUACGGAGGCUCCAGGAAACAUCUGUUGUCCCCGUCAAUAGAUAGGAAGGUGCCAUCAGUGGACAAGGAGCUGGCUGUCUGUGCUCCCUACACCGUGGCUUCACCUCCCCCAGGGAGGCAGGAGGCUGGCAACUAGGGGUCUCAUUAUAUUGCAAACAGGGGAAGUCUUCCCAUGGGGACUUCCAUCUCUCCUCGUCAAGGGGCAGGUCCCUACAUUGCACCAAAAGGGACAGUGCCUUUACCAAGGAAGGAGUCCAAAGCUCAAGAACCCAGUUGUCCUGAGGCACAACGAGGGCACUGCUCCCUAAGGGGAUGUGAGAACUUUGUGGGCACGACAUCUCAUCAUUUUCAGUGCCGGAUUCUUGGGCACCUAGAACAUGGAAGGAGUGCUGGGGGAGGUCACUCCACAGGAACGGGCCCCUUGUUGAUUAAACAGGUUAUUGCUUA
Phyllostomus hastatus (greater spear-nosed bat) is the source of this 1488-nucleotide messenger RNA. It is a transcript of the gene NUDT18, whose product is annotated as nudix hydrolase 18. NCBI's taxonomy places the organism in Eukaryota, Metazoa, Chordata, Mammalia, Chiroptera, Phyllostomidae. The record is from RefSeq and is a predicted model, not a curated record. Bases 115 to 1086 code for a protein of 323 amino acids. Gene Ontology annotation, molecular function: magnesium ion binding; 8-oxo-GDP phosphatase activity; 8-oxo-dGDP phosphatase activity. The transcript has 3 exons.